Anisakis simplex (herring worm) is the source of this 771-nucleotide messenger RNA. The record is from the annotation of a GenBank genome assembly. NCBI's taxonomy places the organism in Eukaryota, Metazoa, Nematoda, Chromadorea, Rhabditida, Anisakidae.
AUGUUUGCACCUUUAAUCGAUCAAAAGCUUUCAAUUCACAUCAUUUACCGCAGCUAUAACGGUUGUGACGUUUCGAUACGCGAUUCAGUGCUCGAUGCAGAACGAAAGUUGUAUCCAGCGAAUGUGGCCAGGAAUGUGGCACGUUUGCUGUCCUGGACAAAGUACAUAUUGAUUGCCGAUUACGAGUACGUAUUUUCGGAGGGGUUUGAAGCGCAGAUGCUGAAAGAAUGUGCAAAUGUAUUGAACAGGCAUCCAAAAACUGCUCUCGUUUUUCGAAUAUUUGAAGCGAAAGGAUCAAUUAAAGAUAUGCCAAGGAGAAAGGAGCGUUUAUACGAGAUGUUUAAGAAAGGCGAUGCAGUGGAAUUUCAUGCAAGGUAUGCGGCAGGUGCACAUUCAAUACCCGGCUUACAAGAGUGGUUCCAAAAGAAUGACACCCACGAAAAUCAAUCUACAAUAUUGCUGUAUAAGAGGUACAACUGGGAACCACAAUUCGUUUCGCUGAGCACAAUUCCGCUUCAUGAUGAGAAUUUUCCGUUUGCGAUUCGAGAUAACACUGAACUUCGAUGGGAAAUGUGUCGAUUGAAUUACACAUUCGUAUUGGUCGAUAGCGUUUUUAUGGUGCAUCCUGGCAUCAAGAGACCAUCUGGCGAAGACGACAGACGUAAGAGAAUCGCUCAGGGAUGGUUUCGUCAUGCCCUGAAGCAGUUCAAACGAAGAAUGCAACAGUGCUGUGCUGACACUCAAGACAUUUGUCCACGUUUCGGAGCUUGA